This is a messenger RNA of Hyaloscypha bicolor E, 1551 nucleotides long. Its product is annotated as putative maltose permease. Gene Ontology annotation, biological process: transmembrane transport; carbohydrate transport. The transcript has 4 exons. Bases 1 to 1551 code for a protein of 516 amino acids. The record is from RefSeq and is a predicted model, not a curated record. Gene Ontology annotation, cellular component: membrane. Gene Ontology annotation, molecular function: carbohydrate:proton symporter activity. NCBI's taxonomy places the organism in Eukaryota, Fungi, Ascomycota, Leotiomycetes, Helotiales, Hyaloscyphaceae.
AUGUCCAUCGGACAAGCGUUCAAGACAUACCCCAAAGCUGUGAUGUUCAGUAUGAUCCUCUCUACGGCUAUCGUCAUGGAAGGGUACGACGUUGUCCUUCUGGCCAAUUUCUAUGCCUUCCCAUCCUUCAAUGCACGGUACGGUAGCCCAACAGGUGACCCCAAGAAUCCAUAUCAAAUCCCGGCUCCGUGGCAAGCAGGUCUUUCCAAUGGUGCAAAUGUCGGGGAAAUCCUCGGUCUCUUCAUCAACGGUAUUGUGAGCGAGAGGUACGGAUAUAGAAAGACGAUGAUAGUAUCUUUGGUCGCCGUUAUAUGCUUCAUUUUCAUCCCUUUCUUCGCCAAGAACCUCAUUGACCUCCAAAUUGGAGAGAUCCUGUGCGGCAUUCCGUGGGGAGUGUUCCAGACCUUGACGACAGCUUAUGCGUCUGAAGUGUGUCCAACACAGCUUCGAGCGUACCUUACAACCUACGUCAACCUUUGUUGGGUCAUGGGACAGUUGGUUGGUUCUGGGGUUCUCAGAGCUCUGGUGACGAGAUCCGAUCAGUGGAGCUAUCGAAUCCCAUUUGCAAUUCAAUGGAUCUGGCCCGUACCAAUCAUCAUCGGUGUCCUCUUCGCUCCUGAAUCUCCCUGGUGGCUCGUCCGCAAAGGCCGCACCGAAGACGCCAAAAAAGCCCUCCUCUCCCUCACCUCGGCCAAAAACGCCGACGAGACCUUCAACGUCGACCAAACAAUCGCCAUGAUGGUAACGACCAACGAGCUCGAGAAAGCCCUUGAAUCUGGCACCGGGUACUGGGACUGCUUCAAAGGCAUCGAUCUGCGACGGACGGAAAUAGUCUGCGUCACAUGGUCCAUUCAGAAUCUCUGUGGAAGCGCGUUUAUGGGGUACUCGACAUACUUUUAUGAGCAGGCGGGUCUGCCGACGGUGGAUGCAUUUGAUAUGUCGAUGGCGCAGUAUGCGAUUGGAUUCAUCGGCACCGUCGGCUCCUGGUUCCUCAUGUCGCGCGCAGGCCGGAGGACGCUGUAUACCUACGGCCUGGCAUUGCUCACGCUGCUCCUGCUCCUCAUCGGCCUCAUCUCCAUCUCGAACUCCAAAGGCGCGUCCUGGGGCAUCGGCAGCCUCCUCCUCGUCUACACGUUCACCUACGACAUCACCGUCGGGCCCGUCUGCUACUCCCUCGUCGCCGAGAUCCCCUCCACGCGCCUGAAGACCAAAUCCAUCGUCCUGGCGCGAAAUGUGUAUAACGUGAUGGGCAUCGUGAACGGCGUCAUCGUGCCGUAUAUGCUGAAUCCGACGGCGUGGAACUGGAGGGGCAAGGCGGGCUUCUUUUGGGCGGGGAUGUGUGCGCUGUGUUGGCUUUGGACGUAUUUCAGACUCCCUGAGCCGCGCGGGAGGACGUACGGUGAGUUGGAUAUUCUGUUUGAGAGGGGUGUGGCGGCGAGGAAGUUUACGGGGACGGAUGUUAGUCCUUGGGCUUCCGAGAGCGAGGGGGAUCGGGUCGAGAGUGAUGAGAAGACGGCGUUAGGUGGUGGGGUUCAUGUCGAGAAGGCGUGA